UCCAACGCUCCCCUCCACCAUCGCGGCCCAGCAUGCCCAUCUCCGGGCUCGAUGCCUACCUGCAGGCCUCGCGCCAGCUGCACACGGCGCCCCUCACGGCGCUGCGCGACACGCGCCUCGGCAUCGACCUGACGCUCUACCUGCGCCUCCUCCUCAACUCGCCGCGCACCGCCGAGCCGCUCGUCGCCGCGCUCGGCGGCGCGCCGCUGGCGCUCAUCGCGCACAUCGAGGCCGACCUGCGCGCCCUCGAGCGCGCGCGCAUCAAGCCCGUCUUUGUCCUCGCUGGCCUGCCGCCGCUGGCGCGCCGCGCGCGCCCCUUCAGCUUCGCCGCGCACGAUGCACGCGCCGAGGAGCGCCGCCGCGCCUGGAGCAGGUACGAGGCGGGCGACGUCGACGCCGCGCACCGCCAUCUCAGCCGCGCAGGCAGCGUCCGGGAGGCCGAUCUCAUCCGCGCCGUGCUGCGCGCCUUCCGGCACCGCAACGUCGAGUUUCUCAUUGCGCCGUACGGCGCCGAUGGACAGCUCGUCUCGCUGGAGCGGCACUCCAAAUCCUACGUGCACGCCAUCUGCGGCAGCACCUCGCUCUUCCUCUUCGACCGCGUCGAGCGCCUCAUUCUCUCGCUCGACCUGCAGGAACUGCAGAACGGCACGGGCCCGGGCAGCUUCACGUACGCCUCCAAGCCCGCGCUGCUGCAGUCGCUCGGCUGCAACGAGGAGGAGUUCCUCGACCUGGGCCUGCUCUGCGGCUUUGACCAGACACCGACGUUCCCGCCGUUUGCAGACGGCACCAUUCCCAACAUCAUGAUCCAUCGGCGCGACGGCCCCAGCGCUGGCGCCGCAGGCGGUGCGCCGGGCAGCACGGCGGUGCCAAACCUGCGCGCUGCCGCCGAGGUGCUCAAGAGCUACCGCAGCGGCUUCACGCUGUGCUCGGCGUUCGAGCAGCACCCGGCAUGCGUCAAGCUCAACUACACCGACACGUUCUGCCGCGCCCGCUGCAUGGUCAAGUUUGCCCUCGUCUCGUCGGCAGAGGAAGGACGUGUGCUGCCACUGCCGCUGGCCACGCCGCCGCCGCCAAUGGCCAUGCCCGGAGGCGGCCAGGCGGCGCCGCUCAUCGCGCCGGGCGUCAACGGCGCCUCGCCAGCUGCGCCUGCGUACGUCGGCGCGCCCAUCCCCACGGCAGCCGACAUCCCGUCUGACUUGCACGAGAUCUUUUCGCACCGCCUGCCCGACGAAGUCUUCCUGCAUCUCUCGCGCGGCCUCAUCUCGCCCACGGUGCUCUCGCAGCUGACGUCGCAACACAUCGUCGAGACGUCGCCCCUCUCCCCGGACGCACCCGACGAGUACCGACGCUUCGUGCGCGAGCAGCUGACCGAGUCGCCGCAGUCGCCUCGCUGCGUUGCGCUCGCCAUCAUGGCCAGCGCGCUCAACGGCUUCUGGAGCACGCGCGCCGUGAGCGCCACGUACUGGUGGGACCCGUCGCGCGACUACCCGGUGCCGCACGAGUCGCAGCCGACCCUCAAGGUGGCGCAGCGCGUCAAGUCGUGGAACGUCGGCGUGGCCAUCGUCGAGGAGGAGCUGCGUCGGCAGAACAGCAGCACGAUCGACAUUGCGCUCUGUCUCGGCGCCACGAGCACUGCCUCGUCUGCACAGCGCACCAAGACGCCCCGGCCCGCGCCUGCUGCGCCUGGUGCUCGCGGCGCUGCCGCGGCGGCGGCCGUGCCAGUGCUGGAGAAGAAGGACGAGAUCGUCGCCAACGUCAUCUGGCGCAUGCUCGAGAUCCGCGGCUUUCUCAACCACGACCAUCUGCACACGGGCUGGGCGCGCGCGCUGCAUCUGGCGCUCAAGUCGGCGCGCCUCAACGAUAAGUUCCAGGAGCCGCUGUACCUGGCGCUCGAGCUGAUGCGCGCCGGCGCCCUGCAUGGCAACCCCUACGGCGGGCGCGUGCUCUCCGGCGGCCCGGCGUACGGCGACAUCGAGGCGCCCGGCAAGGAGGGCGAGGAGGCAAGAGAGGGACGCACGCAUCUGCUGCUCAUCAUGCGCUGCCUCUCGCUGCUGCCCAUGGUCUUCCGCAACGUGCCGUGGUCGGCGCCGCUGUCGCGCGAGCUGCUGCUCUUUGCCGCCUUUUCCAAGUCGCUCUCGCGCUCGCUGCGCUCCCUCGUCGAGGCCAUUGCCUCGAGCCUCUUGCUCCGCGGCGACGGCCGGCGCGCCCGAGACGACUACCUCGACAUUUCCCUCUCGCUGCCGUUCCAGAACGACGCAAACACGGGCAUGGGCGUCGUCGUCAAGUGCUUUCUCGAGGCGCUGCUCACGUUCAACGGCGGGCCCGUGCGCGCCGGCGAGGAGGAGAAUGAGGAUGUCAAGGAGGCGGUGGAGCAGGUGCUGGAGAUGGUCGAGGCGACGUUCGACAACGUCAAGGACGUGCGCAACGAGCUGCGGCGUGCCUUCCGCUUCUGGGACGCGCUCAUGAAGGCCACGGCGACGCUGCGCGUCAAGUCCGAAGAGAGCAUCACGCCCGAGCUCGUCGCGCAGUUCGAGGCCGCCGACAAGUGGCUCAAGCCCAUGACGCGCAUCUGAAACCGGCGGGGAUGCGGUGCGAGAGGAGGAGAGAGGGGGGUUAGAGAGGUCACAUGGAGGCGAGGCGAGGCUGAGCUAGGCACGUUAUGUGCCGUCGCGCGUGGCCUGGAGCCAUUGCGGGCAGCCUCUGGUCAUCAGACGGACAGACGGGCAGAAGAGCGUGCAAAUGACAUGGCUUGAAGAGAGA
Messenger RNA from Tilletiopsis washingtonensis, 2760 nucleotides. RefSeq lists its product as hypothetical. Gene Ontology annotation, cellular component: nucleus. The record is from RefSeq and is a predicted model, not a curated record. Gene Ontology annotation, molecular function: 5'-3' DNA exonuclease activity; 5'-flap endonuclease activity. Gene Ontology annotation, biological process: DNA double-strand break processing; mismatch repair; DNA recombination. NCBI's taxonomy places the organism in Eukaryota, Fungi, Basidiomycota, Exobasidiomycetes, Entylomatales. The transcript is spliced from 3 exons. Bases 33 to 2573 code for a protein of 846 amino acids.